Messenger RNA from Notolabrus celidotus (New Zealand spotty), 8260 nucleotides. RefSeq names its product DOP1 leucine zipper like protein A (gene dop1a). Gene Ontology annotation, biological process: Golgi to endosome transport. The record is from RefSeq and is a predicted model, not a curated record. NCBI's taxonomy places the organism in Eukaryota, Metazoa, Chordata, Actinopteri, Labriformes, Labridae. The transcript is spliced from 38 exons. Gene Ontology annotation, cellular component: trans-Golgi network; endosome. The coding region runs from base 435 to 7937 and encodes 2500 amino acids.
UGCUGCGCCUGCAGCUCGGUGUAAGGGACGCUGUGGUUGGACGUGCUGCCGAUCUGCAGUGCAGCCUGGGAGCUGUCAAUCGGAUCGCUUUGAAGCCACUGACGCUCAUCAGGGUUUAUUUACACUCAGCAGGACAAUACUAGACAAAUGAGAAUAUGUAGGGAGUAAUUAUACAUUGUCUGCUUCCAGAGUGUUCUUGUAAAGGGACGUGACUGAAAUGUAAAGGUGUCAUCGGAGCCAGGCCCUGCAUCUCCAUCAUUUAAGUAACCGACCAACGUUAGCUAGCUGCUGCUCUCUUUAUUCACGCUGUCAGUCGUUGUUACCUGGUGAAUCCGACACAUGAUUGAAUGACAUUGGUGGCCUAUAUCUGAUACCGGAGUGAUGCACUUAUGUGUGCCUGGUGUUUUACAUUAGCAUACUAACCACCCAGGAGAAUGAAUGCAGAGGAAGUGGAGCUGCUCGGUGACUCCAAGUACAGGAACUAUGUGGCAGCAGUGGACAAAGCCCUCAAGAACUUUGAGUACUCCAGUGAGUGGGCAGACCUCAUCUCUGCAUUGGGCAAACUCAACAAGGUUUUGCAGAACAAUGCAAAAUACCAAGUGGUUCCAAAGAAGCUGACGAUAGGCAAGCGGCUGGCCCAAUGCCUUCAUCCUGCCCUGCCCAGCGGGGUCCAUCGCAAGGCCUUGGAGACUUACGAGAUCAUCUUCAAGAUCAUUGGACCCAAGAGGCUCGCCAAAGACCUCUUUCUUUAUAGCUCUGGGCUCUUCCCUUUACUCUCCAAUGCCGCCAUGUCUGUGAAGCCUGUGCUGCUGGGGCUCUAUGAGACCUACUACUUACCACUGGGAAAGACUCUGAAGCCAGGCCUACAAGGGCUCCUGACUGGGGUACUGCCUGGUCUGGAGGAGGGCUCUGAGUAUUACGACAGGACUAACACCCUGUUGGAGAAGGUGGCUGCAGCAGUGGAGCAGUCGGCCUUCUACAGUGCCUUGUGGGGCAGCAUCCUGACCAGCCCUGCUGUACGUCUCCCUGGGGUGUCUUUUGUUCUGCUGCACCUCAAUCGCAGGCUGUCCAUGGAGGACCAGCUCUAUGUCAUGGGCAGUGACAUUGAACUCAUGGUGGAGGCGGUCAGUACCUCAGUCCAGGACUCCAGUGUGUUGGUGCAGAGAUGCACCCUGGAUCUUAUCCUCUUCUGUUUCCCCUUCCAUAUGAGCCAGGCGACUCGCCCUGACAUGAUCCGGAUCCUGUCGGCAGCUUUGCAUGUGGUUCUGAGAAGAGACAUGUCCCUCAACCGCAGACUCUACGCCUGGCUGCUGGGCUUUGACAACAAUGGGGUGAUGAUAGGACCCCGCAGCACACGCCAGAGCAACCCAGAGGAGCAUGCUAGCCAGUACUUUAACACCUUCUCUAAAGACAUGCUGGUCCAGGCCAUGGUGGGGAUUCUGCAAGGCAAGGCCCGAGGUGGAGAAGAAGAAAGCAUCCUCAUGCAUGACCUUAAGCCUUUCCGCAUCCUCAUUAGUUUGCUGGACAAACCCGAGCUGGGUCCAGCAAUCUUGGAAGAUGUUUUGAUCGAAGUGUUCAGAACUCUAUACACGCAGUGCAGGACAGAGUUGGACCUCCAAAACCAGAGUCCCUUUAGUAAAGACCACACACACCUCAGCAGCAAACUACGAGAAAACAAGAAAACAGCUGAACUGAUUAAAACAGCCAACCUCCUGUUUAACUCGUUUGAGCCAUACUACAUGUGGGACUACAUCGCUCGAUGGUUUGAGGAGUGCUGCAGGAGGACGGUUCACAGCAGCACACGUGCACCACAGCAUGCUGGGAGCUUCGAUACUCCUGAGCUGUCAUUGGUGGAAUUCUGUCAGCUGGUGGAUUUCCUGCUGGAUAUUGUUUCACUGCCUACUAGAAGCAUGAGGGUAAUCUGCCAGGAGACCUACAUAGAGAUCCAGACAGAGCAUCUUCCUCAAUUGCUUUUGCGCAUGGUGGCAGCUCUCACCUGUCACCUGCAGGCCCUGGGCCUCGGAGAGCUCACCCACUGCCUUUGUCUGUGCUCCAAAAUCCUCAGCAAAGUGCAACCACCACUGGUGUCCCCUCUGGCUCUGCCAUCGGGCCCCCGGGCUCAGGGCCUCUCCACUUCUACUGGAAACCUCUCAAACUCAGCGAGGGAUAAGUGCAAAGAAAAGGAGGACAAGCAGGCUUUGUCCUCUACACUGGAGCUUCCUGCCAGUGGAGAAGUGUUUGAAGACAGAGAAAACCUUCAAAGCAGUCGCACCUCAGAAAGCGGCUUCACAGACUUUGUCCAGUACCAGGGAGACGGCUCUGAGGAUCCAGAGGGAACCCCUCAUCCUCACCCAGCAAUCAAAGCAGGCCGCCGCUCUUCAGGCCCAUCUCAGACCAAGCCUCUGGACAAACCAGUCAUGCAGUGCUGCCUGGAGCACUUCCAGCAGUUUCUCUCCAGACUCAUCAGCUUGUAUAUUACCCCUGGGCAGGGGCACAAAGCUGAGGCUGAGAGGGGUGAUGUCAUGCAGCCGGGUCCCCUGGUUUCAGGCGACUCCCAGCACAGCAGUCAUGUAGAGCCGGGCUCAGGAUCCAGUGUGGUCCAGAGGGAUUGUGUUGCUGCCUUCACUGCUGCCUGUCAGCUCUUCUUAGAGUGCUCCAGUUUCCCUGUCUACAUUGCAGAGGGCAACCUCAAGUCUUCACCUGCACAGGAAGAGCAGUUUGACAGCGAGCAGGUCCGUCUGCCAGGGUGGCUGCAGACCCUGAUGGAUGCCUGCUGCCUGGCCAGGGACUUUACCCUUCGGGGUGUUGCUAUCUCCUUGCUCAUGGACCUUGUGGGACUCACCCAGUCAGUUGCCAUGGUCACUGCUGAGAGCGUGGCAUCUGGUGGCAGCUCUGAGUCCACCCAGCCCAUGAGCCCCAGCCAGGGUCGUGUAGCCGUUGUCAUCAGGCCACCCCUCACUCAGGGCAUCCUGAAGCACAUUGCUGAAAAGACUGAUUUCUUCAAGAAUGUGGCUCUGAUCUUAUGGGACCAGCUGAGUGAGGGAACACCUCAGCACCAUCAACGCAGUGUGGAGCUCUUCUACCAGCUCCACAACCUGGUGCCCUCCUCCAGCAUCUGUGAGGAUGUCAUCAGCCAACAGCUCAUGCACAGAGACAAGAGAAUACGGCUGGAGGCCCACGUGAAGUUCUCUGUGCUGUGGCAUUUGACACGUGAUCUUAACAUGACCAAAUCUUCUCCUUUUAAUCGCACAUUUGACAGGUCUCUGUUCAUCAUGCUUGACAGUCUGAGUUAUUGGGAUCCAUGUACGAGCGCUGUUGGUCGGGGUUGGCUGAAUCAGGUCCUUCAGAGACAUGAUAUUGCUCGGGUAUUGGAACCACUGCUCCUAAUCUUGCUCCAUCCCAAGACCCACCGAGUAUCCAUUCAGAGGGUACAGUCCCAACGCCACUGGGCCCAGGUCCCACCUGAACAACGGGAUCAGGAUCCAACAGAACCCAUUUACACUCGAGACUCUGGCUUCUCUGACAAUUAUAGUCAGAUCCACGGGGAGAGGGUGUCACAAGAUGAGCUCCGAGGCCUGGCGAUUGGUGACAUGGAGCCCUUCUGUCUCACUGUCAACCCCUUGAGUGAUAGUCUGUCCUUACUGAGCCUGAGCAGUGAGAACCUGCAUCUAGCUUGUGAAUAUCAGCCUGCUGACCAGCAGGGGGAGCCCCAGAGCUCAGAUUCUAGUGGUUCUCAAUCAUCCACAGUGGAAAAUGGCAGCUUUGAAGAACAAGAAGGUGUCGGCAGUACAGUCAAUGGCUCAGACCAGCAGCCUGGAUUCUUAGAUGACAUGCCUGAGGACUCUGUUGAGGAGACUGUGUCCUCUGUUGUAAAAGAACUGAUAGACAGAGUUUUGUGUUUAGUGGAUGAGGGCUCUCUUGAUGUUUCACCUCCACCUGAAAACUGGCCCCAGACAGACACAGACAGCACCUCCUCAGAUACCUCAACAGGUCUCCGUCUUGACUCUGGCCCAUUCCCUGCCUCUAAUCACCAAACACUCCCUGAGAUGCUGGCUGGAGGAACACUGGAGUUUCUCUCUGUUACACCAGCUGAUGUGUCUUCAGAGGAGCAGCAGCACAGAGAGGGCAUUACUCGUCAUAGCUCAUCACCUUCUAUUGUCACAUUGCCAGACUGUUCCAACCCAGUCACCCUAGACAGCCUUCGUGUGGAUGACCCUCAGGGCCGUAAACGUAGCCACAGCAGCACCCAGCUCAGCCUCAAAGGGAAGAUCAUGGAGAGGCUGGCAGACAAAUCUCCUGGUGCAAAGCCCAAAAUCAAGAAGACUAAGAGGAAAGAGGAGGAGAGGCUGAGGAAGUUGGCAAAUCAAGCUGAAAAACUGCGACCGCCCAGUAUUUUCUUUGGAGACAGCCUGGAUCUGGAGAACUGGUACAGCUGCGGGGAGGGAGAGGUGUCAGAGAUUGAAAGUGACACUGGUUCACCCAGUGGGAGCUCUGGUGUCACCGUUGGGGGUGCUAGUGUCACAAGACGCAGAUCAUCCCCCGGCCCACCGCGUUUCAACAUCCACCCCCUCUACCAGCAUGUCCUGCUCUACCUCCAGCUGUACGACUCCUCCCGGGCACUCCACGCCCUGUCAGCCAUUGCAGCAAUGUUAAGAUCUGCUCCCUCAGGGUUUGUAAGUGCCAUCUCCACCACCAGCAUCAACAACACCUACACUCCACAGCUCUCUUUGCUCCAGAACCUCCUGGCCCGUCACAGGGUCUCCGUCAUGGGCAAAGACUUCUACUGCCCGAUACCCCAGGAUUCACACUCCCAUUCAUUCCGCAGUGCCAUGUACCUGGAAAUCAUUAUUUCACUCUGUCUCUACUUUCUCAGAAGUUAUUACUCGGCACAUGUGUCAGCAUCCCCUCAGGACUUGGCAGGGAACCGGGCCAUGCAAUUGACCAGUGUGGAGGUCUUGACUCUGCUUUUCAGUGAACUAGCCAAAGUCACCGGGGGCUCUGCUAAAGGCUUUGCUAGUUUUAUCAGUGAUGUCCUCUCUAAGUGCAAAGUCCAGAAAGUGGUUCUUCACUGCUUGCUCUCUUCAAUAUUCAGUGCGCAGAAGUGGCAUGAGCAGCGUGUGUCAGGUGUGAACGUGGCCACAGUGGAGGAGGGUCUCUCAGAGGACAGUGUGAUCAACCUGUCAGAGGACCAGAUAGACAGCUGCAGUGCUGUCCAGUCUCAGCUGCUCAGACUGCUCCAGAGCCUCGUCGUGCUCGAGCACAGAGUCCUGGUGCCAGCUGAUGAAGGAGGAGAAGGAGUACCUGUGGCAGGAGGUUCAGUAGGUGGAGGGACGGGGAGCGGUGCCGGGGCUGGGUUUGAGAUCAUCGGUGGGGAAGUGGAGCACGUAAACCCACAGCAGCCGAUGACAUCACUGCAAUAUCUUCAUGGCCAGCCUAUCACUGCGCAGGGUAUGUUCCUGUGUGCGAUAAUCAGGGCGCUGCAUCAGCACCAUACUUGUAAGAUGCAUCCACAGUGGAUCGGACUCAUCACAGCCACCCUGCCGUACAUGGGUAGGGUGCUGAGGAGAGUGGUGGCUUCAGUCACCCUGCAGCUGUGCAGGAACCUGGACAAUCUUCUUCAGCAGUACCGCUAUGAAACUGGGAUUACUGACACCAGACCCCAGUGGAUGGCUCUGAGCAUCCCUCCUGACUUGAUUCUUACAGUUCUUGAGGGGGUGACAGCCAUCAUCCAUUACUGCCUACUGGAUCCCACUUCCCAGUACCACCAGUUACAAGUGAGUGUUGACCAGAAGCACCUAGCUGAGGCUCGUUCAGGUAUCCUGUCCAUCCUCCACACCAUCAUGUCUUCUGUGACCCUGCUGUGGAGUGUCCUCCAUCAGGCGGACAACUCCGACAAGCCAGCUGCUGCCUCUGCUGCCUCCACUUCCAACAUCAACCUUGGCUCCACUAAGAACCUACGGCAGCAAAUAUUGGAGCUGCUAGGUCCAAUCUCCAUGAACCACGGUGCUCACUUCAUGGCAGCCAUUGCCUAUGUUUGGAAUGAGAGGAAACAGGUCAAAACUCCAGUCAGAAAUAAGGUGAUUCCUUUAGCGAGUGAAGAACAGCUGCUGCUGGUGGAGCUGGUCCGGUCAGUGAGUGCCAUGCGCACUGAGACGGUCAUGCAGACUGUUAAAGAGGUCCUGAAGCAGCCACCUGCCAUAGCAAAGGACAAGAAGCACCUUUCUUUGGAGGUCUGCAUGCUGCAGUUCUUUUAUGCCUAUGUCCAGAGGAUCCCUGUGUCCAGUUUAGUUGAUAGCUGGCCGUCUCUGCUGGCACUGCUGAAGGACUCGGUACCGUUAGGCCUUCCUGCCCCAGGACAAUUUCUUAUCCUAGGAGUGCUUAAUGAGUUCAUUUUGAAGAAUCCCAAUCUAGAGAGCAAGAAGGACCAACGAGAGCUGCAGGAUGUGACCCAUAAAGUGGUAGAGGCCAUUGGGACAAUUGCAGGCUCCUCUUUGGAGCAGACCACAUGGCUGAGGAGAAACCUGGAGGUGAAGGCUUCCCCUCAGAUAGUUGUAGAUGGAACAAACCUGGAAGCUGAUGUAGAAGAUUUAAUGCUCACAGUGAUGGAGGCCUCCAGCUUCACUCCAUCAGUGUACAGCGUUCAUGCCCUCACGCUGCUGGCCGAGGUGCUGGCUCAUCUUUUGGACAUGGUCUUCUACAGUGAUGAGAAGGAGAGGGUGAUCCCACUGCUGGUUAAUAUCAUGCACUACGUAGUGCCCUACCUCCGUAACCACAGUGCUCACAACGCCCCCAGCUACAGAGCCUGCAUCCAACUGCUGAGCAGCCUGAGCGGGUACCAGUACACCCGCCGUGCAUGGAAGAAGGAAGCCUUCGAUCUCUUCAUGGACCACACCUUCUUCCAGAUGGACUCCUCCUGUGUCAGCCACUGGAGAGCCAUCAUUGACCACUUGAUGACUCAUGACAAGACCACAUUUAGAGACCUCAUGACUCGGGUGGCGGUCGCUCAGAGCAGCUCUCUGAGUCUCUUCACAAACCGUGAUGCUGAGCUUGAGCAGAGAGCUAUGCUACUCAAACGGCUGGCUUUCACCAUCUACAGCAGUGAAGUGGACCAGUACCAGAAAUACCUCCCAGAUAUACAAGAGCGUCUUGUGGAGAGCCUGCGGCUGCCUCAGGUGCCGAUCCUCCAUGCUCAGGUGUUCCUGUUCUUCAGAGUUCUGCUGCUCCGUAUGUCUCCUCAACACCUCACCUCCCUGUGGCCCACCAUGAUCACUGAACUGGUUCAGGUGUUUCUUCUGAUGGAGCAGGAGCUGACAGCGGAUGAGGACAUAUCCAGGACGUCGGGUCCAUCUGUAGCUGGAUUAGAGACCACCUACUCUGGUGGAAACGGCUUCUCCACCUCCUACAACAGUCAGCGAUGGCUCAACCUUUAUCUGUCUGCCUGCAAGCUCCUGGACCUGGCUCUGGCUCUUCCUCCUGAGAGCCUGCCUCAGUUUCAGAUGUACCGCUGGGCGUUCAUCCCAGAAGCAUCAGACGAUUCAGGACUGGAAGUUAGACGACAGGGGACUCACCAGAGAGAGUUUAAACCCUACGUAGUCCGACUGGCCAAGCUGCUAAGGAAACGAGCCAAGAAAAACCCAGAAGAGGACUGCUCCACUCGAACCCUGUCCUGGGAGCCAGGUCACCUCAUGCUGACCCUCUAUGUGAUCCGCAGCAUGGAGCAGCUGCUCCCUUUCUUUAACCUGCUCAGCCAGGUGUUCAACAGCAAGGCCAGCAGCCGCUCAGGUCCCACCUACGCCCAUAACCCCACAGACGCCUCCUUCCACGGCCACAAGGAGGGACACAAACUGGAGAGCCAGAAAGUGUUCUGGAGCCGAGCUCGACAGAACAUCGAGGAGAUGGUGGAAAAAGACUUUCUAGAGGGUCUUAUCAAGACGUGAGGACACAGCAGGGGGAGGGAGAGGGAUUAACACAACUGAUCAACACUAGUGACAAACCUCAACUUGACAUAAAAAAACAAAACACUGGAACACAACUGGGGAAAUAGUUUGUACAUUUUUUGUAUUUAUUAUGAUAAUUUUACUUUUAAAAGCUAUUGUAUUUAAAUUUGAUUAUUUGUAUAUAUGGAACAGCUUUGAUGACUUUUAACAUUUCAUUUGAGUCCCUGUGGACAAAGUGAAGAUGCUGUGCCAUUCCAUAUUGAUGUGACUUAAUAAAGAUUUCUAAUGGGAGGGUUACAUGCGCCAUGUCACUCUCAUCCUGA